AUGAGUCAUGUUGGUGAGCUUAAUUACUUCUUAGGUCUUCAAAUCAAACAACACCAUGAUGGGAUCUUUGUUUCUCAAUCCAAAUAUGCAAAAAAUCUUGUGAAAAAAUUUGGUUUGGAGGCUGCAAAAUCUGCAAGAACUCCAAUGAGCAUUAGUACUAAAAUUCAUAGAGACUUGCAUGGGAAAAGUGUCAACCAAACUCUCUAUAGAAGCAUGAUAGGAAGCCUUCUCUACUUGACUGCUAGUAGACCUGGCAUUUCUUAUAGUGUAAAAGUUUGUGCUAGGUUCCAAAGUGAUCCCAAAGAGUCUCAUUUGUUUGCUGUCAAAAGAAUCAUAAAAUAUGUGAGUGAAACCAUUGACUUUGGCUUGUGGUAUACCUAUGACACUAGUGUCAAUCUUGUUGGGUAUAGUGAUGCUGAUUGGGCUGGGUGUAGUAAUGAUAGGAAGAGUACUUCUGGAGGAGUCCUUUAUGUUGGCAACAAUGUUGUUGCUUGA
This is a messenger RNA of Prunus armeniaca (apricot), 495 nucleotides long. The record is from the annotation of a GenBank genome assembly. NCBI's taxonomy places the organism in Eukaryota, Viridiplantae, Streptophyta, Magnoliopsida, Rosales, Rosaceae.